AUGAACGGAGGGCGGCCUGGGAAUAGCAAUGCGGAUUUCAUCGUUUAUUGGAUCGGAACGAACAGUCGAGCGGCUACUGUGUAUCAAUGGGCUGUUUAUGAACACUGGCGUAUGUGUGAGACACUGGAUAAUGUUCCGGGGGGGAGGGAAGGAAGAAACCUUGAAAGGCUGGUAGAAGAGAAGGGAAAAUGUGGGAAAGAAAGGAACACCGAAGGGGAAGAGGAGAACAGUGAGAUAGAGAUAGGAACAAAAAGGGAGAGCAAAAGAGGGAGGGACAAAGAGAGAGAAAGAGAAUUAUUAACUCACAUAGACCAGAAGGAAAAAGAACGAAAAAAGGGGAAAAACGUGGUAGGUGAAAAAGAGAACGAAAAACUAGGAAACAGAAGCAGCGAAAGAACGAAAAAAGAAAGAGAGAUGAAGGGUAGAGAGAAUGGAGCAGAAAGAGAAAAUAAGAAGGAGGAAAAACAGGAAGUGGGAGAAGUGAAAGACAAGCGUGAAAAAGAGAGAAAAAAGGACUUUGAGAGAAAUUAG
Zophobas morio is the source of this 531-nucleotide messenger RNA. Its product is annotated as zinc finger CCCH domain-containing protein 13-like. Lineage: Eukaryota; Metazoa; Arthropoda; Insecta; Coleoptera; Tenebrionidae. The record is from RefSeq and is a predicted model, not a curated record. Bases 1 to 531 code for a protein of 176 amino acids. The transcript is spliced from 5 exons.